Exophiala xenobiotica is the source of this 1617-nucleotide messenger RNA. RefSeq lists its product as uncharacterized. Gene Ontology annotation, cellular component: membrane. Gene Ontology annotation, molecular function: carbohydrate:proton symporter activity. The transcript has 3 exons. The record is from RefSeq and is a predicted model, not a curated record. Gene Ontology annotation, biological process: carbohydrate transport; transmembrane transport. NCBI's taxonomy places the organism in Eukaryota, Fungi, Ascomycota, Eurotiomycetes, Chaetothyriales, Herpotrichiellaceae. The coding region runs from base 1 to 1617 and encodes 538 amino acids.
AUGGCCUUUGCACCAUGGCGUGCCCUGCCCGGCCCCGUCCUACUAUUGGCACUGAACCUCUUUUCUGCCGUGGCCCUGAUCUUUGAAGGCUAUAACCAAGGCGUCAUGGGCAGCGUCAACGGCUCCGCGGGCUACAUUGAGCUGGUGGGGAUCGGCGCCGACGGUGUCGUGACCAACACCACCAAGCAAGGAGGCAUCGUUGCGGUCUACUACUUCGGCGCCAUGUUCGGCUGCUUCAUCGGCGGCAAGAUCGGGGACAGAUUCGGGCGCAAAAAGGCCGUCGUCUUCGGCAGCAUACUGGCUUUGAUCGGCGGUGCUCUUCAGGCUGGAUCGCAGAAUGCGAGCAUGACCAUUUGUGCCCGGACCAUUUGUGGACUUGGAAUCGGCACCAUCAACUCGAUCAUCCCGGCAUGGGUCUCGGAACUCGCGCAGGCACACAACAGAGGAUCCUCAUUCGCGCUCGUCUUUGUCGCCAACUACGUCGGCAUCGUCAUUGCAUACUGGAUCGGCUAUGGUCUUCGCAACCACACGGGCGACUUCAAAUGGCGGUUCCCACUGGCCUUCCAGAUCGUGCCUCUCCUGCUGCUCCUCCUCACGAUCGGCUUCCUGCCCGAGUCGCCACGGUACCUGCUCACGCAAGGCCGGCGCGAAGAAGCCGUCGAGAUUCUGGCCAAAAUCCGAGGCGACGUGCCGCACGAUGACCCUGCCUUGGCCGCGGAACUCGCGCAGCUCGACGCCAUCAUCUCUUCCGGCAAGCACAAACGGUACCGAUGGCACAACCUGAUCACGGGCCGCCAUUCCGGCCCGCUCCAUCUAGGCCGUCGCGUCGCCCUGGCCGUGGGCAUCAUGAUGAUGAUGGAAUGGACUGGCAUCCUCGCCAUCACCGUCUACGCCAACACCUUGUUCCAACAGGCAGGCUUCUCCGUUGAGAAGUCGGCGUGGCUAUCUGGACUUUGCAACUCCAUCGGCAUCCUCGGAACAAUGGCCAGUGUCCUGACAGUCGACCGCUUCGGCCGACGAAAGUCUCUCUACUUUGGCUUCUUCGUUCAGGGUGCUGUGCUCCUCCUGUCGGGCGGCCUGUCGCGACUCGGCGAGCUUCACCCGCAGAACACAGCGUACGGUGCCGCCUCGGGCGCGAUGGUGUUCAUCUUCACCUUCUUCUUCGCCCAGACCGUGUUGAUGAUUGCAUUCAUCUACCCGACCGAGAUUUGGCCCCAAGAAAUCCGCGCUCUGGGCAAUAGCUUCGGCGUCUUCGGCUGGGCCGUCGGCUGCGGCAGCACCACCCUCGCCAUUCCAAGCAUGUUCGCCGUGCUGGGCUACAAGGCCCUGAUCGUCUUCGGAGCCUUCAACUUCGCCUCCCUACCCCUGGUGUACCUGUUCUUCCCCGAGACAAAAGGCCGCAGCUUAGAAGAGAUCAACCUGCUCUUCGCCAGCGCCAGCCCCCUGGCUCGCGACAACGAGGCCGAAUACACCAAACUCCUCGCCGAAGCGGACGGCGAUCUCACCCGGGCAGAACACAAGUUAUUGCGCCAGCUCGAAGGAGCGGCAGGUGAAAACUGGGAGACGACGCUAGAGAAUGGGCCAAACAGCCAGGAAAAGGAAAAAGAGGCAUUGUAG